Molecule: messenger RNA, 2169 nt
Organism: Lytechinus variegatus (green sea urchin)
Lineage: Eukaryota; Metazoa; Echinodermata; Echinoidea; Temnopleuroida; Toxopneustidae
Product: proline-rich protein 36-like
Exons: 2
Source: RefSeq, a predicted model, not a curated record
AUGGAGAUAAUUUCUAAGAUAGCACACUACUAUCACUAUCUCCAAAUAGAGAGAUCGCCUAAUGCGGGUAAUGGUAAAGUGACUUUGACAGUAAAAGGAAGUGGAGGAGAUUGUCAUUUGAUGUAUGUGGGACUAAGGAGUAUAGGAGGAGGAAAUGUUGCGGGUUUGUUUGGGCCAUUUAUUGAAGAAUUAUUCAGAAUUUUACGACAUAAAUCAUUAAAUCCUACUUCUGUUUCCCAUCCUAUCACUGUCUUCUCCACCUUCUUACCCCCUUCCUCUCUUCCCAUCCUAUCACUGUCUUCUCCACCCUCUUACCCCCUUCCUCUCUUCCCAUCCUAUCACUGUCUUCUCCACCCUCUUACCCCCUUCCUCUCUUCCCAUCCUAUCACUGUCUUCUCCACCCUCUUACCCCCUUCCUCUCUUCCCAUCUUAUCACUGUCUUCUCCACCCUCUUACCCCCUUCCUCUCUUCCCAUCCUAUCACUGUCUUCUCCACCCUCUUACCCCUUCCUCUCUUCCCAUCCUAUCACUGUCUUCUCCACCCUCUUACCCCCUUCCUCUCUUCCCAUCCUAUCACUGUCUUCUCCACCCUCUUACCCCCUUCCUCUCUUCCCAUCCUAUCACUGUCUUCUCCACCCUCUUACCCCCUUCCUCUCUUCCCAUCCUAUCACUGUCUUCUACACCCUCUUACCCCCUUCCUCUCUUCCCAUCCUAUCACUGUCUUCUCCACCCUCUUACCCCCUUCCUCUCUUCCCAUCCUAUCACUGUCUUCUCCCCCUCUUACCCCCUUCCUCUCUUCCCCAUCCUAUCACUGUCUUCUCCACCCUCUUACCCCCUUCCUCUCUUCCCAUCCUAUCACUGUCUUCUCCACCCUCUUACCCCCUUCCUCUCUUCCCAUCCUAUCACUGUCUUCUCCACCCUCUUACCCCCUUCCUCUCUUCCCAUCCUAUCACUGUCUUCUCCACCCUCUUACCCCCUUCCUCUCUUCCCAUCCUAUCACUGUCUUCACCCUCUUACCCCCUUCCUCUCUUCCCAUCCUAUCACUGUCUUCUCCACCCUCUUACCCCCUUCCUCUCUUCCCCAUCCUAUCACUGUCUUCUCCACCCUCUUACCCCCUUCCUCUCUUCCCAUCUUAUCACUGUCUUCUCCACCCUCUUACCCCCUUCCUCUCUUCCCCAUCCUAUCACUGUCUUCUCCACCCUCUUACCCCCUUCCUCUCUUCCCAUCCUAUCACUGUCUUCUCCACCCUCUUACCCCCUUCCUCUCUUCCCCAUCCUAUCACUGUCUUCUCCACCCUCUUACCCCCUUCCUCUCUUCCCAUCCUAUCACUGUCUUCUCCACCCUCUUACCCCCUUCCUCUCUUCCCAUCCUAUCACUGUCUUCUCCCCCUCUUACCCCCUUCCUCUCUUCCCCAUCCUAUCACUGUCUUCUCCACCCUCUUACCCCCUUCCUCUCUUCCCAUCCUAUCACUGUCUUCUCCACCCUCUUACCCCCUUCCUCUCUUCCCAUCCUAUCACUGUCUUCUCCCCCCUCUUACCCCUUCCUCUCUUCCCCAUCCUAUCACUGUCUUCUCCACCCUCUUACCCCCUUCCUCUCUUCCCAUCCUAUCACUGUCUUCUCCACCCUCUUACCCCCUUCCUCUCUUCCCAUCCUAUCACUGUCUUCUCCACCCUCUUACCCCCUUCCUCUCUUCCCAUCCUAUCACUGUCUUCUCCACCCUCUUACCCCCUUCCUCUCUUCCCAUCCUAUCACUGUCUUCUCCACCCUCUUACCCCCUUCCUCUCUUCCCAUCCUAUCACUGUCUUCUCCACCCUCUUACCCCCUUCCUCUCUUCCCCAUCCUAUCACUGUCUUCUCCACCCUCUUACCCCCUUCCUCUCUUCCCAUCUUAUCACUGUCUUCUCCACCCUCUUACCCCCUUCCUCUCUUCCCCAUCCUAUCACUGUCUUCUCCACCCUCUUACCCCCUUCCUCUCUUCCCAUCCUAUCACUGUCUUCUCCACCCUCUUACCCCCUUCCUCUCUUCCCCAUCCUAUCACUGUCUUCUCCACCCUCUUACCCCCUUCCUCUCUUCCCAUCCUAUCACUGUCUUCUCCACCCUCUUACCCCUUCCUCUCUUCCCAUCCUAUCACUGUCUUCUCCACCCUCUUACCCCCUUCCUCUCUUCCCAUC